Messenger RNA from Arabis nemorensis, 810 nucleotides. The record is from the annotation of a GenBank genome assembly. NCBI's taxonomy places the organism in Eukaryota, Viridiplantae, Streptophyta, Magnoliopsida, Brassicales, Brassicaceae.
AUGAUUGAGGUUGAUGAGAUUGGCAAAAAUCUGAGUUACAACCCAAGAAGUGACUCAAGCUGCUGUGCAUCUUCUGUAACCAGUAAUGAUGGGCAGGGAACAAGAGCCCCGAGUGUGGUUGCGAGUCACAUGGGUUUAGAGUCUUUACCGGUACCAAAUGUCCAGGAACCUCGGUUUAAUCCCGAUCUUGAUCCAUUAUUCCUCGGACCUUCACGGAACACAAACAAAUGGGAUGCAUAUGAAAAUCUUGGUUAUUUAAAUCUCCGUAGUGACUAUGAUGGAAAUUCCUGGGACCAUUUGGAUUCAAGAACGAAUAAUGGGCGCAACCGACCGAUUGAGCGGUUCCAGUCUGAAACUUUUCCUCCAAGGUCGGCUAAACCAAUUUGUGUUACCAACAAUAGACUCUUGUCUCCUAUCCGGAGUCCUGGGUUUGUACCAUCCAGGAACCCUAUUUAUUUAAUGGAAGCGGCUUCAAGAAUGAUUGAACCAAGUCCUAGGAUCGUUGCUAGAACACGGUUUUCGCCAUCUGAUUCUACUUCAUCAGUUCCCAUGAGGAUUCUAGAUUUAAGAGAGAAACUAGAAGCCGCACAGAAAGUGUCAAGCCGUCAAGUCUCCAAUGAGAAGAGAACCUCAACAUCAAUCACCACUCCGUCAACUAGUAAGUUCAUGGGAAAAAGCAGUUCUGAUGGUUUGAAGGGUAAAGUGAAGCCACCUUAUGUAUCUGCACAAGCAAAGACCAGCACAACGCCCGUAAGUGUCAUCAGAAACCUGCAAGCCAAAAGGAGAAAGCAGAUGCUAAAAAGACCAUAG